Oryzias melastigma (Indian medaka) is the source of this 1767-nucleotide messenger RNA. It is a transcript of the gene twist1a, whose product is annotated as twist family bHLH transcription factor 1a. Gene Ontology annotation, molecular function: protein dimerization activity; RNA polymerase II transcription regulatory region sequence-specific DNA binding; DNA-binding transcription factor activity, RNA polymerase II-specific. The coding region runs from base 743 to 1300 and encodes 185 amino acids. The transcript has 2 exons. Lineage: Eukaryota; Metazoa; Chordata; Actinopteri; Beloniformes; Adrianichthyidae. The record is from RefSeq and is a predicted model, not a curated record. Gene Ontology annotation, biological process: regulation of transcription by RNA polymerase II; developmental process.
UUCCAAAAACCACUUUCCAUUCACUUGUUGACACACAUUCCCUCUUAUUAGUUUUUCAAGUUCAUCUCUCUUUUUUUUAACAUCCUCCAGUCGUGUCUGGGCUUUCAGCGGCCCUGCUGUGCGCUCGGAUCCGCCCAGAGCGCACCCUGCAGACGCAGCGUCCUUUGAACCUGAGACCCCCCAACGGGGAGUCAGCGCCGUUUACCUCACAUUGAAAAUAAACACCUUGGUUUGCUUAUACGAGCUGGGACGUCCUGCUGGUUCAUCAUCGGGGUCUGAUUGUUUUUCACCACUAUCCCUGCUCCCAUUUCAACAGUUUUCUAAACCCAGAAAAUGUGCUUAAAAAGCAAAGAAUUGGCAGAAAGAUAUAUUUUACAGAGCUGUAAUGUAAUAUCAAAUUCGAUUUAAAAUUAAUGGAAUGUUUAAAAAAAAAAACAAAAGAAAGAAAAAAAAAGUUUUUAGCGCCGCCCCUCUUUAAAGAAGAUUUAAGCUCCAUCCUGUUAAUAAAACCAGAAGUAGUAGGCUCUAAACUAGGCUAUUAAGUUACAUACUUCCCCAUCCAAUCAGAGCACUCCCCAAAAUCCUCCUGCCCGCACCCCAGUAUAAGAGCUCGGGUCAUCCCAGUCUGGCAGACACCUCUUCCUCUCUGUGGCGCACGAAAUAUUUAAAGUCUACACCUAAAUGCAGGCCACCACACAUCAUACUUGUUGAUGUUAUAACUGUAUCUUUGGAUCGGAGGGUGAUGCGGGAAGAGAACUCCUCCCCGAUGGACAGCGCUGGCAACAGCGAGGAGGAGACCGAGCGCCAGCUGCCGCGCAGGGGCGCACGGAAAAGGCGGACGGCGCGCCGGAGCGCGGAGGAAGACGACGAGGCGGACGUGGAGCGCAGUCCCUGUCCGGGCAAGAAAAAGUGCAGGAAAAGUAGUGAGGGGGGAGGUGGGAGCGCGGAGAGCGGCGGCAGCGAGGCCAGCAGCAGCGGCAGCCCCGCGGGCUCCUUCGACGACCUGCAGACGCAGCGCGUCAUGGCCAACAUCCGCGAGCGGCAGCGUACGCAGUCGCUCAACGAGGCGUUCACGUCGCUGCGGAAGAUCAUCCCCACCCUCCCAUCGGACAAACUCAGCAAGAUCCAGACGCUGAAGCUCGCCGCGCGCUACAUCGACUUCCUGUGCCAAGUUUUACAGAGCGACGAGCUGGAUGCGCGGGGGACGAGCUGCAGCUACGUGGCGCACGAGCGCCUGAGUUACGCCUUCUCAGUCUGGAGAAUGGGGGGCGCGUGGUCCUUGUCUACUACAUCCCACUAACUGGAUCAUCCUGCUGGAGAAGGGACAGCAUGGGUAAGCACAGAUUAUGCUGACUGGACAGCCAGCGGAUAAGGACAAAAAGGCCAAACUGAGGCCGGCUCAGCCUUGGUUCUUCAAGGCCUUUUCCUAUAAUUCCCCUUGCGUGGACCGUGAUGUUUGCAAGGGAGCACUUACAGUAAGAAGUGACAUGAAGGGCAUGACGGAACCAAGACCACUGCGACUAUGAAUGUUGUAAAAAAAAAAAAAAAACAAGCUCUGGUAAAGUGCUCUGUUUGGAAAAAUGAGAGCCAAACGACAAUCCACUCCACAUUCCUUGUGACAGACUUUCACAGAAAAUGAAGUAUUUAUUUUUCUAUGCAGAUAUGCAACUCUUUUCCUCUCUCUGAAAUAAAAGUUAUUUAUUUUUUUGGAAACAUUGUGUGUGUUGCAUACGCUUUUAAUGAGAUAAAUAAAAAAAUUGAAAUGUC